Messenger RNA from Formica exsecta, 1253 nucleotides. RefSeq names its product scoloptoxin SSD976-like. The transcript is spliced from 7 exons. Bases 266 to 1201 code for a protein of 311 amino acids. Lineage: Eukaryota; Metazoa; Arthropoda; Insecta; Hymenoptera; Formicidae. The record is from RefSeq and is a predicted model, not a curated record. Gene Ontology annotation, cellular component: extracellular region.
UAUAAAUACUUUAAUUACAUCUUGGAGCAAAAUAAUUCUUUGUUGAGGCACUUAAUUUUGUUGAGAAAAGAAAACAUAUAAAAAUAAUUUAUAUUUUUUAUACACACACACACACAUGUAUAUAUAGGAGAUGUAUCAAAAAUAGGUGAUCAAACUUAAGAGCAUAUUGUACUCACUGUCAUGAUGAAAAAAGAUCAUAUAAACAUGUGUGGAUCUGGAAACGCUUUUUUUGAAUUAUAAAUAUAAUAUAAAUUUUUUGUUUAGGAUGCUACAAAUAUAUACAUACAUGUAUAUAGGAGGUUUGAAGCAAUUAUGUGAAUUGGACAGAUUUAAAUAUUUGAUACAAUUUUGUUUCGUUAGUUUUAUUAUUUCAAGGAUACACGCGAAUCCAAGAUGCCACGAUAUGAAAAUACUAGAAAACGAGGAUAUGACGUGCGACAUCAUACGUGAUAUUCUCGAUACUCAUAACAGACUACGACAGUCCAUCGCCGAGGGAUCAAUUAAUGCUCAACCACCUGCCGCCAAUAUGCAUGAACUGUAUUGGGACUCCGAGCUUGCAUCCGGUGCUCAGAAUUGGGCAAAUCAAUGCAUAUUUGCUCAUAAUGAUGAGAAAGACAGGAAAAUUGAGCGAUUCCCAGUCGGUCAAAAUAUUGGCUUAAAGAAAAUGCGAAGAAGUCAGAAUAUUGCAAAAAUAGAAUUUUCUAAGCAAAUAAACAAAUGGUUCAGCGAGCACGAGGUCUACCAAUUUAGCGCUAUUGACACAAAGAUUAUAGAAGUAGCUGGUCAUUACACACAGCUUGCUUGGGCAAAUACUUAUCUGGUCGGAUGCGGAUAUUCACAAUAUAAAACGUCGAAUAAUACCGCUUACCAAUUUUAUGUCUGCCAUUAUGGACCCACGGGCAACGAGUUUGGUAAGCUACCUUACAUCGUUGGAAACCGUAGCUGCGAUCAUUCUUUGAAAAUUUCGGAUAAAUACCCUAAUCUUUGCAGUUUCAAGAACGUACCAGCAAGUUGCCCCAAAAACAACGUUGAAGAAAUUCGUAAUGACAAGAGAUCCACAUCUGUCAGAAAUGGUCGUAAAUUUUUUAACGUGCACCAUAACAUACAUAAAGAUAACAGUCCUAUGUACCAGAGAAAAAAUCAAUUUGUUCGCGCAAAAUGCGCAGAUCUAUCAUGGAUAUUCUAUUAUAUAAUAUUGUAAUAAGAUUUUAAUGUUUACAUAAUUUUCAUUAUAAUAGCAUACUAAUUUGUGU